AUGUUGAUCGAGUUUAACAACCAUGGAAACAAAUCUCCAGAAUUAGAAAUAACUUCAUUCUCAGCAGAAAAAGGUAGAGUUGAGGAGAAUACCAUUAUUGGGAUGGAGGAUGACUUCAACACCAUAUUUGAUCGCCUCAUUUCCCAAAGAAACGAGUUAACUGUCAUACCAAUUUUUGGUAUGGGCGGUAUAGGUAAGACAACUCUUGCCAGAAAAGUUUAUGAUGAUUCAUAUAUUCGUUCUCGAUUUGAUAGACAUGCAUGGGUCACUGUCUCCAAUGAAUACAAUAAGAGACAAAUGCUUCUUGAACUUGUCUAUUCAAUUACUGGAAGCAAUCAAGAAAUGAUGAGUGAUGAUCAACUAAUGGUCAAUGUGUAUAGAGGUCUUAAGGGUAGGAGAUUUCUAAUUGUCAUAGAUGAUAUUUGGAGUAACGAGGCAUGGAAAAAAAUGAAAAGAAUAUUUCCAAAUGAUGACAAAAAAAGUCGAAUUCUAAUAACCACCCGGCUCAAGUAUGUUGCUGAUUAUGUCAGCUGUCCUGAUUUUCCACCUCAUAGGAAGUCUUUUCUAAGUCUAGAAGAUGGUUGGAGUCUAUUCACAGAAAAAUUAUUCAAAAAAGAUCCAUGUCCUCCUCACCUAGAAGAAAUAGGGAAGCAUAUUGUACAACAAUGUCGAGGUUUACCUCUCUCGGUUGUUGUCGUUGCUGGACUUGUUGGAAAAAUGGACCCAACACAUGAUAAUUGGAAGAAGGUUGAGAAAAAUCUGAACUCAUUCUUUGGUACAGUAUCCGAACGGUGCCAAUCAAUUCUUUCUCUGAGUUACAGUUACUUGCCCCAACAUUUGAGGGCUUGUUUUCUCUACAUGGGAGGUUUUCCUCAAGAUAGAGAGAUUAAUGUUUCCAAAUUGAUUAGACUAUGGAUUGCUGAGCAAUUCAUAAAGGAAAGAAGAAAUAAAAGGUUAGAACUAGUGGCAGAGGAGUAUCUAGAAGAGUUAAUUGAUAGAAGUCUAGUUUUGACGGGUAAACAAAGGGCUAAUGGAAGAAUGAAAACUUGCAAAAUUCAUGAUCUUCUGCGCGAACUAUGCCUAAGUGAAGCUCAUACUGAAAAUGUUGUGCAUGCCAUGAACGGGAAUGUCCUCAUGUCCAUGGAAGGCAUAGAUGAUCCACGACGAGUGAUUGUUCUGUCUAAACAUGAAGAGAAGCAUGUUUAUCGUACAAGGCAUAGCAGUGGUAGAACAACUAUGACCCGCACCUUUAUUUCAAUGCCAUCUUCUGGUUUAUAUUUUCCAAAAGGGAUUUAUUUUUGUGUUUCACAGUUGAAGUUGAUUAAGGUGUUAGACGUAUUAUUAAUUGAUUACGAUUUCUCUUGGAUAAUACCUCAACUUGUACAUUUGACAUAUGUUGCUGCAAGAAUUAAGGGAGUUGUUUCACUAGACAAAUUGAGAAAUCUACAGACCAUAAUUCUUAUGAGUCUUAAAAUGGCAGUGUUGAAUCACCCACUAGAUAUUUGGAGAUUGUCAAGGUUAAGACAUGUGGAUAUUCGAUGGCCAUUAUAUAUAUCUAAUCCUCAAAACCAACCUUUGUUACUAUCACUCUAA
Molecule: messenger RNA, 1593 nt
Organism: Solanum tuberosum (potato)
Lineage: Eukaryota; Viridiplantae; Streptophyta; Magnoliopsida; Solanales; Solanaceae
Product: putative late blight resistance protein homolog R1B-17
Exons: 1
Coding region: 1-1593 (530 amino acids)
Biological process (GO): defense response to other organism
Molecular function (GO): ADP binding
Source: RefSeq, a predicted model, not a curated record